Yarrowia lipolytica CLIB122 is the source of this 3153-nucleotide messenger RNA. The record is from RefSeq and is a predicted model, not a curated record. Lineage: Eukaryota; Fungi; Ascomycota; Dipodascomycetes; Dipodascales.
AUGGCAAACUACAGUCUGUUUGGCGGCCCGACGCAGCUCCAGCAACAACUGCAAAACAUCUACGACGAUGCCCACGAGGGCACUCUUCAGGCUGUGCUCCUAGAGACGGCCCAGCAAGACGGCCCCGCUCUCCAGGCUUGGACGUUGUGCCUGUUUUCCAUCAAUGCCAAAAUCAAGCAGGUGGAGAACUCCAAGCCCCGCAGCGACACAGAACGAGGCCUGCUCAACUCCAUUCUUGAGCUUGAGCAGGAGUGUCGAGAACGCAUUGGCAAUCUCGAACGCAAGAAACAGGUGUCGACCAACCCUUAUGUGACCCAGGCAUCGCUGCCGUCGCUCAACAAUCUGUCGCUGGGCAAUUCGUCGGCUCCAGUCCCUCCGUCCCAUGGCGCCAGCUCCAGCAACAUCCACAAUCCCUUCCAGGGCUACGACUCUCGACAGCAGCAGCAGCAGCAACAGGUGCCACCUCAAGUGCGACCGUAUUACCAGACUCAGCAGAGCCAGCAGUCACUGCAGCCGGCCCUCCAGCCUCAACACUCCAACCCCAGCUCUAGCAGUGUCAAUCGAUACAACGUUCCUCGAAAACAGGUUCCUGGUUCGUCGUCCAACAUCAACACGUCGCCCCAGAAGCCCCAACUGCUUGAUCUGGAUCUGUCACCAGGCAAAAACGAUACCCCCAAAACCAGCAACCUGCUGGCGCCGCCUGUAGACUUUGAUCGACCUAAGCCCGUUGUGGCACCGGUUCAGACACAGUACCAGUACCCCCCUCAACAGGACUUCCAGCCUGUCGAGCCCGAGGUACGCAAGGAGCGAUACGAAGACAGAUCGCAGGAACGACAGUACAAUUCAGCCGAUUUCACUCCCAUCUCCGCCCAUCAACGGUCCACCUCGUCGUCUUCCACCGUAUACACGCCCGUCAACUCACGGCCCGAUCUCCAGCCCCUCUCGUCAGCGUCAUCGCCUAUCGACGCCCCGCCCUCGCCGCCCAAACGAGAGAUGCUCAAGACCCUAAGAGGCGCGACCUCGUCCAAGAAGCAACCGUCGGCGUCCACCGCCAACGAGGCGCCCCUCAAGGGAGCCUCCCUCGCCUGGAAAUUCAAAAACUUUGGCAAGAGCCAGGAGGACAAGAAACCUGAGCAACCCAAGCCGGCCAAGGUGAAACCCACCCGUUCCAAUGCCCCCUCGGUGAGCUCUCAGGCCACCAGACCCAACUACUCCACGACCUCUGUCAACACCACCACCAACACGACAACCAGCUCUAUCCCACAGAGCACAAAAUCAAACAACAUCAAGUCCAUGUUGCUUGACGAUGACGAGCCUGCUCCUGUGCGCCAAGCUCCUGCCCCAGUUCAACAGCAGCAGCCAGCAGCUGCCGUUCAGCCCCCCGCUCCGGCUGCCCACCCCGUACACCCCGUACACCCUGUACACACCCCUCCUCCUGCACAUACCCACUCUCCCCCCCCUCACGUGACCCAUGCCCCUCCUCCCACAAAACAGACUCCCACCGCUCACCAGGCUACUUACAAUGCUCUGCAUGGCCAGGCUCGACGGUCUGGUGAGGUGCGACGCUCGGGCGAAAUGACUCGCCGAUCAGGAGAGAACCGACGCAGCGGUGAAAUUCGACGAGCCCGGCCCACCAGCGGUAUCUCUGUGCGCUCCACGACCUCCGAGGCUGGUGACCACCCUUGGGCUGGGUUCACCUCCGUGGGAUCUGCCGCCAAGCAGCAGCAGCAGCACUCCAACAACUCGUCCACGUCUUCACUAACCUCAGCCCAGACUGCUGCUGCUGGCGCAGGAGCCCAAAAGGCGGCCCAGGCCCAACAGGCUGCUCUGGCACACAACCGGGCCCUCAAACCCGUGUCGUCGCCUAGCACCAACGCCAACGCCAACCACAGUGCCAAAAAGCCAGCCUACCAGUACAUUGUGCAGCCAACUCCUGCAAAGCCGCAGCAGAGUGCUGCUACCCGAGCUGCUCUGGCCAAGUCCAAGCAGCUCAACGACCGAACCAAGGCCAAGAGACAAGCCGCAGCCUCGGCACAGAACCGGACGCGCCAGGUACACACUCCUCCCGCCCAGGGACGGCCAGCACAGCAUCAGCAGCCCCAGGGAGCUAAGCAGAUUCUCAAUGCAAGCGGAGGCCGCCAAGAGUCACCGUCUCCAGAACAACAAGAGGAGGAAAAGAAACCACUGACUGAGUGGGACAAAAAGGUGGCAGAAAUUAUGAAGGAUCUACGAGGAGUGGACGAAAACGCCGCCAAGCAGAUUCUCAACGAGAUUGUCGUGCAGGGCGACGAGGUUCAUUGGGAAGACAUUGCAGGUCUGGAGGCCGCCAAGAGUUCGCUCAAGGAGACGGUUGUGUAUCCGUUCCUGCGACCCGAUCUCUUCUCUGGUCUGCGAGAGCCCGCUCGGGGUAUGCUUCUUUUUGGACCUCCCGGUACCGGAAAGACCAUGUUGGCUCGGGCUGUGGCCACCGAGUCCAACUCGACCUUCUUUUCUAUUUCCGCUUCUUCUCUGACCUCCAAGUUUCUCGGAGAGUCGGAAAAGCUCGUCCGAGCGCUGUUUUUCAUGGCCAAGGCUCUGGCCCCUUCUAUCAUUUUUGUCGACGAGAUCGACUCGUUGCUGAGUCAGCGAAGCGACUCGGGCGAGCAUGAGGCGUCGCGACGAAUCAAAAACGAGUUCCUCGUGCAGUGGUCCGAUUUGGCUUCAGCAGCCGCAGGCCGAGAACGAGAAGGUGACGUACAGCGAGUGCUUGUUCUUGCAGCCACCAAUUUGCCCUGGGGCAUUGAUGAGGCUGCUCGGCGACGUUUUGUGCGACGACAGUACAUUCCCCUGCCUGAAAUCGAGACUCGAGAGGCGCAGUUCACAAAGCUAUUGGCUGCCCAGCGGACCAAUCUCUCCGAGGAGGAGCGAAAGGGUCUGUUGCAGCUGACCGAGGGCUUCUCCGGAUCCGAUAUCACCGCUCUGACCAAGGACGCCGCUAUGGGUCCUCUGCGAGCGCUGGGAGACAAGCUGCUGACCACUAGCCGGGAAGAUAUCCGUCCCAUUGGAUACCAAGACUUCAUUUCUUCAUUAGCCUUUAUUCGGCCCUCAGUGUCCAAGGAAGGCCUCAAGGCCUUUGAGGACUGGGCUGCAGAGUACGGUAGCAGUGGUGCUUAG